Molecule: messenger RNA, 3054 nt
Organism: Dentiscutata erythropus
Lineage: Eukaryota; Fungi; Glomeromycota; Glomeromycetes; Diversisporales; Gigasporaceae
Source: the annotation of a GenBank genome assembly
AUGUUUCUGUCUGCUCAUAAAGCAACAAAAAUAAAACCCGAAACAACUUCAAAAGUUUACAAACCUUAUUGGAAUGAUCGUGCAAAGGUCUUGUCGGAGAAAUUGUGGUUACCCACCGAGAAUGAUGUUGUGUGUGAUACCAAUUCGUGGUUCUUCUCAACUAUCCGACUUCCGUCGAAUGUGAGCUGUCCGAGGGUAUCUGUUGGAAACAAGGAAGAUGAACUUAUCGCUGAAUUGAAGGGAAAAAAACGAAAGAUCACGAUGGUUAGAAAGAGCAAGAAGAGAAAGACUAACGAGAGCAUGUGUCGGACGUUGAACGUGCGUUUGUAUCCGAAUCAUGCUCAAAAACAAAUGUUGAAACGAUGGAUGGGAUUGUCGAGGUUGAACAAUUCUGUUAAGAUGUUGGUUGCCGACCAGCUUCCUUUAGGAAUUAACACCUCAGAAUCUCCGAUUCAGGAUGAUACGGGCAAAACAACUUUCUUGACGACUCAACUGAUAUUCGCAACUGUUAUUGGCGUAACUUCCUUUUUGCUAUUUUGUCUCCUUCGAACUCGCUGGAGCACAAUUUUUGCACCGAGGAGCCGUUUACGAUUAGAAGGACUUGCCCCCCAAUCUCUUCCUGAUUCGUUUUUCUGGUGGAUCGUUACAUUAUUCAAAAUGCCCGAAUCUGAGGUUUUGGAUCUCGUAGGCUUGGAUGCUGCUGUACUCUUAUCAUUCUUUGUAAUGUCAUACAGAUUAUUUGCAUUUUGCAGUUUUUUCGGACUUGUUAUACUUUCUCCAAUAAAGUUGACUGGUUACAUGCCUGGUAACCAUAGCAAAAACCUACAAGAAGAUGAUCCAAUAGGAAUACCUGAAAAUGAAUUAGAAGCUUAUGGAAUUCUGUUAUCAUAUGCUAUAUUCACUUGGGUUUUCUCAUUUGCAACAUUUUAUUUCACGUAUGAUAAUUAUCGUGAAUUUUCAAUAAUGCGACAUCGUUAUUACUGCAAAUGGAAAAAUACUAUUAGUGCGAGAACUGUGAUGGUAACCGUAUUACCAAAAAAGUUACAAGAAGAACCUGCGCUUGCUGAAUUUUAUGAUUCAUUAGGUCUGGGUACGGUUGAAAGUGUAGUUGUUUAUAAGAAUGUACGAAAGUUAAGACACGCACUUGAAAUGCGCACAUAUUAUUUAAGAGAGCUUGAAAGGGCCUACCGAGAAUAUUUGGGCAAUCCUUGUGAUUAUCCUGAUUAUGAUCCUAUUAAGGCACUCAAUGAAUUCGAACUAAAUAAAGAAAUUACGGCUCUUCAAGAUAUUGAUAUUCAUAGAAAGCGUCCAACAAUUCGGACUGGUUGUUUAUAUUUAUUCGGCAAAAAAGUUGAUAAAAUUGAUUAUUAUACGGAUCUAUUCAAAUCUUAUGAUGAGUUGGUUGAACAAGGUAGAAAACAUAGAAAAUAUAAGCCUACGUCAGUCGGAUUUGUGACUUUUGAAAAUAUUACUAGCGCGCAACUAGCCGCGCAAGUUCUCAUUUAUGAUGAACCAUUUCAAUGCCACACUACAAUGGCACCUGAACCUUGGGAUGUAUACUGGCACAACCUUAUCAUUCGUGAAAGAGAAAAGCUCAUUCGUACUGUAAUAGUAAAUCUUGUGAUUAUUUUGAUGGUAUCUUCCUGGGGUUUGGCUACUUUACGUAUAGCCUCGCUAUUGCGAUUAUCAACUCUGGAGAAAGUAUUUCCAUGGUUGGCAAAUUUGGCUAAAAAGAACAAAUUUUUGAAAUGGUUUAUCCAAAGUACGCUUCCGCCUAUUGCACUUACCGCAUUAAAUAAUGUAUUGCCACCCAAAUUAAUGUCAUACCUAUCUAGUAUUCAAGGAUUUUAUACUCGUAGUACAAUCGAACUCUCUACAUUUGCAAAAUAUUUUUUUUUCUUAAUCUUGACCCUAUUUGAAAUACCUUUUGCAAAAGCACUAAUAGACGAUAUCUUUGAAAAUCCCAAAGACAUUGCAGAUCAACUUGCGAAAACUUUACCAGGAUCAGCCCCUUUGUUCAUUAACUUAGUUGUCCUUCAAGGAAUUGGAUUGUUUCCAGUUCAUUUAUUACAAAUGAGCGAGAUUGCUUUUACCUUGUUUAUGCGUAUAUUCGUUACAAAAACCCCGAGAGAAUAUGCUGAAGCUAGUGCCCCUCCAUUUCUGGAUUUUGGUCAAGAAUUACCACCCGUCAUUCUAAUUUUCGUGAUUGUACUUAUAUAUUCUUCUAUCACACCGAUAAUUCUCCCUUUUGGUGCAAUAUAUUUUUUCCUGGGUUAUUUGACAUAUAAAUACUUAUUAUUAUAUGUUUAUUAUCAUCCUUACGAAACUUCUGGUCUUGUUUGGCCAAAAAUCUUCCAUCGAAUCAUUGUUGGCCUUUAUAUAUAUCAGCUCAUGAUGAUAGGAUAUCUGUCUUUAAGAAAAUGUAAAUUCAUGGCACUCAGUUUGACUCCUCUUCUUGUUAUUACAGCAAUAUUCUAUUAUUAUGUAAAUGAAGCAUAUGCCCGUAAUGCUGCUUUCAUUCCGUUAAAGACUUUAACAGAGGAAUGCACUGAUGACGAUUCAUCUUCCAUGCCUUCCACUAGCGGAAAAAUGAAUAUUCGGUCAGAUAUUGAAAUUUAUCAUGCGGAACCAGAGUUGUACACAGAUUAUAGUCAACCACCCAUGACUUUAUACAACGGCGUACUCAAUACUGGAAUGCGGAAUUAUGGCGCCCCAGCAUUAGUAGGGGUACUUCCUUGGUUAUGGCUUCCAGUUAAGGGAGACAAACCUAACGAAAUGAAUAAGCACGGAUUUUUCCGUCGUUUAUUAGGUUUCAAUAACAAGAGUAAGCAGCCUAAUGACGAAGAAAGUGAGCCAUUAUUAAGUGAACCGACCGAAUCAGAAACUGUUCAGCGCGCUAAUGCUAAAAUUUUAGAAGAAAAACACAAGGCACUAAAUGAUCUUAAAAAUCCGCACAUAUAUUAUCCACACCCAGAACGUCUUAGAUUAAAUGAUGAUAAUAUAAACGAAAGUAGAAAUAAUGUAGCGAGUGGUUCAGGAAGUAACUCGACAUAA